Molecule: messenger RNA, 2136 nt
Organism: Seriola aureovittata
Lineage: Eukaryota; Metazoa; Chordata; Actinopteri; Carangiformes; Carangidae
Product: E3 ubiquitin-protein ligase TRIM39-like
Exons: 7
Coding region: 104-1711 (535 amino acids)
Molecular function (GO): protein binding; zinc ion binding
Source: RefSeq, a predicted model, not a curated record
CCGAAUUGUUUGCAGUGCCUUAAUUACUGCAUAUGUUCCUUCGUGUGAAAGACAGCUUUGGUGUCUGGGAUUUACAGAACUACGGAGAGUCGGAGAUCCCAAAAUGUCAUCAUUCAGUAUCAUCGCCUCAUUGACAGAGGAUCAUUUCCAGUGUUCGAUCUGUCUGAACAUCUUCAGCGACCCAGUCACUACGCCGUGUGGUCACAACUUCUGUAAGACCUGCCUGAGCGAGCACUGGGACAACAGCGAGUUAUGCCAAUGCCCAACAUGUAAUAAAAGAUUCUACAUGAGGCCUGAGAUCUCCACAAACAUGGUCAUCGAGGACAUUUCAGUCCAAAUAAAGAGGAGGAAAGUGGAGACGCUUGAAAGCGUUGAUGCACCGUGGCAGGUGAAGUGCGAUGUGUGCACAGAACUGAAGUUCAAGGCCCAGAAGUCGUGCCUGGUGUGUCUGACGUCAUACUGCGAAGCCCACCUGGAGCCUCACCACAGAGUCCCUUCCCUCGUCAGACACAAGCUGAUCGACCCGGUGGAGAACCUGGAGGAGAGGAUGUGUGAGAAGCAUGAGAGGAUCCUGGAGCUUUUCUGCCGAGACGAGCAGGUGUGCAUCUGUCUGCUGUGCAGUGAGACAGACCACAAAGACCACGACACAGUGUCUGUGGAAGAAGAAGGGGCUCAACAGAGAGUGAAUAUUGAGGCCAAAAAUGCAAAGAUCAAAAUGAUUAUUGAGGAAAGAAUGCAAAAGAUUCAGGAAUUUACAGCUUCCUCCGAAAUGAGCAGAGAGAAAGUACAGAAAGAGAUUGAUGCCAGUGAAAAGCUCUUCAGUGCUCUAAUGAAUCAAGUACGAGACAUGCAUACCAAAAUAAAAUCGAACAUACAGGAAAAGCUCAGGAAAUCACAAGAAAAGGACAAAACGGUGAUUCAAGAGCUGCACGAGGAAAUCACAGAACUGCAGAGGAAGCAGUCGGAGCUGGAGGAGCUGUCACAAAAUGACGACCACCUUCAACUUCUGCAGACUCUGAAGGCCCUGGACACCAUAUCAGAUGCCAAGGACUGGUCAAAAACCAGGGUUUACUCAGACCUGUGUGUGCAGACAGUCAGGAGAGCCAUGUCUCAUCUUGUGCAGACUUUUAUAGCAGAACUGAGAACUCUGACAAACACGGAACUGACCAAAAUGAGACAAUAUAAAGAGUCAGUCACCUUUGACCAAGCCACUGCUGGCUGCGGCCUUAGGGUGACUCAAUUUGGGAAUUUGAGGUGCUACAGACCUGCAAGUUCAUCAUCGUCUGAUGACUUCUUUGAUGAGAGGUUUGACUUUCCCAUGAUUUUGGGGAAGAAGGGCUUCACCUCUGGACGGCACUACUGGGAAGUCCAAGUGGGCCUUAGAAGCAACUGGGAUGUUGGUGUUGCCAAGGAAACAGUGAACAGAACAGGGAGGGUCAGCCUGAAAAAAGAAAAUGGAUUCUUUGCCAUAGGAAAGAGGGGUUUUGAUUAUCAAGCUCAUUGUACACCCUUCACUGCACUCCACCUGUGUCCCAGGCCAAAAUAUGUGGGAGUUUAUUUGGACUAUGAGGAAGGCAGGGUCUCUUUCUACGAUAUUAAUGAGAAGCUGCACAUUUUCUCUUUCACAAGAGAAUCUUUCACAGGGAAACUCUUCCCCUACUUUUAUCUGUUCAGCAGGGCAAAGAAAUCUGAGCCCUUGAGUAUCCUCUAACUUCUAUGCAAGAUCCUUUCUCUCAUUCGCUCCCUCGAGAAAGCUAUAGAUAGUAUAGAACUGUUGUUACGUCAAAACUCACAAUUUCAGUGUGAGCAAUUGAAAUCUGAACAUCAUUAAAGGCUAAGCUAUGAUAGCAGCAACAUAUUGUGAAAUGACCAGCAACAACUAUGCACCAUAGACUAUAUUGUACUGGGGUGUAGUGCUUUUUAGUCUUAAUAUUAGUAGAGCCUUAUUUCAGUCUAACACUGUGCCUAGGAAGCUUGGCAUGAGUAGCACAUUAGCACAGCAGCAGCAUCUUCAGUCCUCUUGAUAUGUGUACACAGGAUAUCUUAAGUACUGAGUGUAGGUCAGUCACUUUUUGGCAGUGCUAAGAGCCAUGAAUGUGUGUUUGCAUCAUUACUGAAAUAAACAUUUUGAAUGGU